AUGGGGUUACCUGCAUGUUCACUGGAGGCGCCGAAGGCGUCGAAUUCCUCCAACGGGAGGUUCGCGCCUGUCCCCGUCGUCGGGAGCUCCCCAGAAAGUUUCUCCACUCCUCUUGGGGCCUCAUCUUCGCUCCCACCGUCUGGCGCUCACCUCCUGUCUUCUUCUCUGGGCUGCCGGGCGCCUCUGUGGCGGCCUUUGCAUGCAGCGAGCGGAUCCGAGGAAGAGCUUCUCGAGCCGAAGGAGAAAACAAACCAAGAAGGGAGAGAAGAGAGAGGAAAGAACGGAGAGGCACGCGUGCACGAGACAGAAAGCGACGGGACUAGCCAGGCGCUCGGCAGGGCCUUUGCCUCCGGCUCUGAGAACUGCCAAGAGGACUCGGGAGAAGUCCCGAUGCCCCGGUUGGGGGAACUGUUUGAGUCCUUGCCCACGCCUGCCUUUUCGCUUUCGACCCAGCGAGGCCUCCCGCAGUGUCUCCUGGCUCCGCAUCUGAGAAGGGAGUUGAGUACUGUGCGGCUUCUCGACAUUCCUGCAGGCGAGGCGCUUCUCCUCCAGCCGGUGUACGAGCAGUGGUGGAAGACCGUCGAAGCUUCCGAACUUUGUGAGGAUGCCGCCGGAGGGGCAAUGCCCGAGAAGGCGCGUCUCUGCAGGCGCUGCUUAGAAGAAGAAGAAGAGGGAAUGCCUAAGCGAGGCCGCGUCUCCAGUGGAACGGAACCCAGUUCCUCGGAAAGCUCCCCGCUCGCCGGUCUCUCUCCUGCAGGUCCCUCGCUACACGAAGGCUCUUCCUGCCAGUUGGGCCUUCCUCCGGAGGAGGAGGAGGCCGGCGAAAGGGCAGCAUGCGAGGCGGACUCGGAUGCACACAGCGCGAAGAGGAGGCGCUUGUUGUCGGUCGACGGCUCUUCCGCGCCUUCUCGGACAUGCGAACGGGGAGCGUCCCCGAGGUCUCCGGAGCUCGGAGAAAAGACCGAAGUCGCCGAAACCUUCCGGGAGAGCGCUUCGCCGACGGAUCUCCAGGUGGCUUGUCCGUCGCGAGCUUCGUCUGCGUCGAUCCCACCGCGUGCGACUUUGCCAGUCUGCGACUUGGCAGGCUUCGCCCUGCACCUGAUGGCGCGGGACCUGCAGAGUGCAGAAAGCAUUUAUCCAGUAAAUCAAAAAUCCGCGCAACGAGGCGGCGAGAAGGCCCAAGGGCAUGCACUGGCGCGAGUUGGUGUGGGGUCGUCGGCGGGGCGCCAGACCCUCGACGCCCGCAAGCUCAUGUCGCUCGCCGUCUGCAUGCAGGCGCACAUCGUCACCGCGCCUUCCGAGGAACUCAAGGUGGGGUCGACAACGAAGGCCGAGACAACGGAGAGCGUGGAGACAGCGAUGACGGAUGCGAAGAGCGAAGGGGCGAGGGGACUUGAGAGACUUGAGACCGAGGACGACGAGAGGGCGCUGCACCGUCUGGCGUCGAAGCGUGAGGUCCGAAUGAUUCGUCACGCCGAAAUUUUGCUUCAAGAGGUAGUUGAGGAGCUGCGCAGCGAGCUGAGGAAGAAGGAGAAAGGCUGCUGUUCUGCAUGUGGAAGGCAGAUGGACGCGAGGUCCUUCUUCUUGGUGCACGGAGAACAGAAAGACGGAGACACUCAAGCUGUCGCCCCUCCCUCUUUGCCUCACCUUCUCGCGAACCUUCAAGGUGGAAGCGACCCUCAGCUCCGCCAGUGUGUGGGCCAACGCCUCGCUGCAGUUCUCACUGCCGAUGUCUCUUCUUCUGCAGAUGGCUCUUCUCCGCCUUGCGAUUCUCGUGCAUCCCGGGAGCCUUCUCUGUCUUCUGCGCGUCCCGCUUCUUUCCCCCGCGCGGCCUUUGUCAGCGGGGUCUCUGUUGGAGGGCUGGGCUACGGCGAAUCUCUCUCUGAGAGACGCAAACUUUUUGCCGCAUCUAUUAAUUCGGCGCCUCUGUUUCGACAGCCGACGAGUGUUCGCUUUCUCCCGCUGCACCGCGGCGGACCUCUGGAGCUCCUCCACGCCUUCUGUUGCGGCGCGGACGUCAUUCAGGGCGGGGAGACCAGCGAGCAUGCAGAGCGCGGCAUCGCCUACAGCUUUGAUCCAUAUGAUCUUCUUCAAGACGAAGAAGAGGAAGGAGAGAGCGCAGGACAGAACGGAGGAGAGAAGGACGUGGAGAAACUCGGUCGAAGGGGCGAGGCAAUCUCUCGCGAGGCGGACGCGCGAGCAGCUCAGGAGAUGCUGGAGCGCGCUGCCGCGGCGGGCAUGGCAAGUAGAUUGCUUCAUUUGGACCUGACGUCUGAGGUGUACCGCGACGAUUUCAGGCCCAUCAUGGAGAAGAGAAGCCGAGGCGUUUCGAGGGCGACAGGCUGUCUUUCUUCACGGAACUGCGGCGGCAGUGAAGCGAGCAAAGACGAGGAGACGCGCGCUUCGCAGAGAGGGAAAGAGGGAGCCUCUUGUCGCUGGAGCACAGUCCAGGACAGUCGAGCGUACAUACACCACCUUUUCAACUGCAGCGAGUUGAUGGGGCCGGUUCUGCUGCUUCACCACAACCUGCAGUGUCUCCUCGCACUGUUCGAGGUUUUCAGGAUCUUCUUGCGGCGCGGCGAACUGCGAGUCGCCGUGCACCGUUUUCUCCGCAGAUGCUGUGAGAAGGGCGCCGGUGGACAGACGCGGCCGGUCGCGCUCUCUAAGGACAGAAAGCUGAGCCUUGCGUCACUGCCGAGAGGCGAGGCGCAUGGCAACUGCAGAGCGAUCACGGCCUGA
Molecule: messenger RNA, 2739 nt
Organism: Toxoplasma gondii ME49
Lineage: Eukaryota; Apicomplexa; Conoidasida; Eucoccidiorida; Sarcocystidae
Exons: 1
Coding region: 1-2739 (912 amino acids)
Molecular function (GO): pentosyltransferase activity
Source: RefSeq, a predicted model, not a curated record